Molecule: messenger RNA, 637 nt
Organism: Pocillopora damicornis (cauliflower coral)
Lineage: Eukaryota; Metazoa; Cnidaria; Anthozoa; Scleractinia; Pocilloporidae
Source: RefSeq, a predicted model, not a curated record
GUGACAAUGUGCGAACAAUAGGCAAAAUGGAUGAUUUGCACCUAUUAGAUUUUGUAGAACUGAGACUGAAGUCAAAGGGGGACUUUGAUACUGCCUAUGAUGUAGCAAUGCACACUGGCUUGGCUGCUCAAUCAAAGAAAUUUAUUGUUUUUCAGCCAGGGGAUUGGCCAUGCCAAUUUUAUUGUAGACAAAUCAUAUAUGAAUCACUUAAGACAUUUGUCAGCUCUCAUCCAAGAUUUUCAGACGCUCCUCUGCAACAGGACAAUAUUUUACCUGAUCAUUCCUCAUAUUCUUUUCCAAUGACAUCUGGUACUACUGACAAUCUCUUGAACAACAGCUUGCCACAAGCAACAUCACAGUCAUCCAUUCUGUCAUUAGUACCAACUAUUGGGCCACUUCACAUUUCCCUAAACAGCAGAGAACACAUUGUUCAUUCCUACCAUUCGUUUUUCAAAGCAGUAUAUGAAACAAUUUUACCAAAAAGCAGAUUGGCAGAUAAUCCCAAACCCUGGAGGAUUAGUCUGAUUCUUGAGAUUGUAUAUGGUGGUUGGACACUUAUACGCCACACUGUGAUGUCAAAGUUCUCCUGCUUCAAGGAUGCAGAGUAUGGGACCCUAUUCACUUAACUAGACAGCUA